AUGUUUGUCCCCCCCACCACCCCCUACCACCCCCACCACGCCCCUACCACCCCCCGCCACCCCCACCACGGCCCUACCACCCCACCACCCCCCGCCACCCCCACCACGCCCCUACCACCCCACCACGCCCCUACCACCCCCCUACCACCACACCACGCCCCUACCACCCCCCUACCACCCCACCACGCCCCUACCACCCCCCUACCACCCCACCACGCCCCUACCACCCCACCACGACCCUACCACCCCACCACGCCCCUACCACCCCACCACGCCCCUACCACCCCACCACGCCCCUACCACCCCACCACGCCCCUACCACCCCACCACGCCCCUACCACCCCACCACGCCCCUACCACCCCCCGCCACGGCCCUACCACCCCCUACCAACCACCCACCAACCACCCACCACCCCCACACACACCAACAUGACUGAUAAAUAUCCUCAAAGCAGGACUGGCCUUGAAUGUAGAAACCGUUACCGCCUGGUCCCAACAAUCGAUCAGAGAGAACAAGAUGGCGCUGAGCUGAGCGGAGCAAACAGGAUCGAUCACCGAAACACUCGAUGGACUUGCUCCUGUCAAAAUAACAAAGUUUCUGCGACUCUCUCUUUUAAUCAAAACGGAAACGAGCAAGAAACAAGGACCAUGGAAUUCCCUUGGCACUGUGAGAAGGUUCUGGAGCAGCUGAACCUGCAGAGGAAGGAGGGCUUGCUGUGUGACUGUACUUUUGUUGUGGAUGGAGUAGAUUUUAAAGCCCACAAAGCUGUCCUUGCUGCCUGCAGUAUCUACUUCCGCACUCUCUUUGUCGACCAGAAGGAUAUAGUGCAUCUGGACAUAAGUAAUGCAGCAGGUUUGGGCCUGGUCUUGGACUUCAUGUACACUUCUAAAUUGAGUCUAGCCAUAAAUAAUGUGGUUGAUGUGUUGAUGGUGGCAAAGUUUUUGAAGAUGCCUGAGAUUGUAAAUGCCUGCUCUGCUUUUCAAACCAUGACCAACCCUGGCCCCACCAUCAUCACUGUCGACGAACUUGGGGAUACAUUAUUGAAAGUAGAACCAGGCGUAUCUAUGGAAACUGAUCUGUCACAAGUGUUCCCUUCAGAGGAUGCUACGGAUUCUACUCAGGACAAAGUGCCGUCUGACAUUAAAUCAAGUGAAACGCUACAAUCCGGACAGUUGGAGGCGCUACGGCCUUGUGCGCAACAGUCAGACGUGCAACAGUCAGACGUGCAACAGUCAGACGUGCUACAGUCAGACACGCUAAAGUCAGACACACUGCACCCAGGCGCGCUACAGUCGGACGCGCUACAGUCGGAUGCCCUACAGUCGGACGCGCUACAGUCGGACGCCCUACAGUCGGACGCCCUACAGUCGGACGCCCUACAGUCGGACGCCCUACAGUCGGACGCCCUACAGUCGGACGCCCUACAGUCGGACACCCUACAGUCGGACGCCCUACAGUCGGACGCCCUACAGUCGGACGCCCUACAGUCGGACGCCCUACAGUCGGACGCCCUACAGUCGGACGCGCUACAGUCGGACUCGCAGCAAAUUGACUCAAAAACUGCAUUCUCUGGCCGAUCAAGACCCUCUAAAACACCUCCAACAAUCACAAAGAAAAUAGUUGUAAAAAAGGCAGCGGUACAAGAAGGCUUCAAAGACGACCCAUCCGAUGCUGACUACACACCCUAUGCCCCGUCCAAAUCAGCUGGACGCUCCUCCUACAUGAGUUCAAGAGGGAGGAGGAUCAGGAAACCACCUCUGAGGAACUAUCCGCCAGAAAAUGAGUCGGAGAAAGAUGGCCAAUCUAUCGAAGACGAUGAGAAGAGUACUGUGGCGGAGGAAUCACAGAAUAAGACCGAGAAUAGCAGCGGUGAUGAGGAGGAGACGGACGACAGUGAUGGGAGUGGGCAGGAUGAUGAAGAGGGCGAUGGGACCUCCACGACCGACCAGUACAAGCCGAAGAGCGGCAGGGCUGAGACCAAACAAUACAGCUCUGUGGCUCAUAAGUGUGAGAACUGUGGGAAGGUAUUUACUCAUACGGGAAACUUCAAGAGACACGUACGUAUCCACACAGGAGAGAAACCCUUCUGCUGCAGAAGCUGUAGCAAGGCUUUCUCUGACCCUGCCGCCUGCAGAGCCCACGAGAGAACACACAGUCCUCUGAAACCGUUCAGCUGCUCCACAUGUGGGAGGAGCUACCGUCACAUCAGUCUGCUCAACAUGCACCUGAAGCGCCACACGGGGGAGGCUCGCUACAGCUGCGACCAGUGCGGGAAACUCUUCACCACCUCAGGGAACCUCAAACGGCACCAGCUGGUCCACAGCGGGGAGAAGCCGUUCCACUGUGACUUCUGUGACCGAGCCUUCUCUGACCCCACGGCCAAAAUGAGGCACUUAGAGACCCAUGACACAGAGAAGGACCACAAGUGUCCGCACUGCGACAAGCGCUUCCAUCAGCUGGGAAAUCUGAAAGCUCACCUGAAGAUUCACAUUACUGAUGGGCCUCUGAAGUGCAAAGCCUGUGGAAAGCAGUUCACCACUUCAGGGAACCUCAAAAGGCAUCUGCGAGUCCACACUGGAGAGAAGCCGUACGUCUGCACUCACUGCCAGAGACCGUUCAGUGACCCCGGAGCCCUGCUGCGCCACUGCCGCACUCACACCGGUGAAAAACCAUGUGUGUGCAAAGUGUGUGGUAAAGCUUUCACUCAGGCCAGCUCCCUCAUCGCUCACUUCAGGCAACACACCGGAGAACGGCCCUAUGUCUGUGACCGCUGUGGAAAGAGGUUCACUCAGUCCAGUCAGCUGGCCAAUCACAUCAAACAUCACGACAACGUGCGUCCACAUAAAUGCCACUUGUGCACGAAGGCGUUUGUGAACGUGGGAGACCUGUCCAAGCACAUCAUCGUCCACACGGGUGAGUCCUGCCUCUGA
Knipowitschia caucasica is the source of this 2931-nucleotide messenger RNA. The record is from the annotation of a GenBank genome assembly. Lineage: Eukaryota; Metazoa; Chordata; Actinopteri; Gobiiformes; Gobiidae.